Molecule: messenger RNA, 4986 nt
Organism: Panicum virgatum (switchgrass)
Lineage: Eukaryota; Viridiplantae; Streptophyta; Magnoliopsida; Poales; Poaceae
Product: MYB-like transcription factor ODO1
Exons: 3
Coding region: 3748-4587 (279 amino acids)
Source: RefSeq, a predicted model, not a curated record
UUUUUAAUAUUGGGAUAACAUUUCAGGAAAACAAAGAUAUGCUGACCAAGUACAGAGGAUGGUUCCUCUGUAUUGCUUUUGAGAUAUGGUUCCUCUAUAUUGCUAAAUCUGAAAGAUGAGGAGCUGCAUCAACUUGGGUGAACUUGGUUGAAUUGAUAUUGUUUGUGCACAGAGUUUUGAGCUCCCACAUCGCUUAUGUGAGCAAACUGCAAGUUUGAUGAAACCUCUGACAUAGUGCAGCCAACUUGCAUGGCUGCAAUGUUUCGAGUUUGUCCCUGGUAUGGAAGCAGGUUAUCUGAAGAGAACUACUGCUGCUUAACUGAAGCGAUGAGGUCCUUAGUAAUUUUGGUUUUUAUCCACUGUUCCUGAUCAAACAUACUGCACUAUUGGAUUGUGUGAUAUUGGUAUAGUGGGGUUGGUAACUGUGAGUAAUCAUGUCCGACUUCUUCAAAUAAAAAUGUAAAAUGAAUGCAGCCUUUGUGGACUUUCAGUCAGCAAGUUUCUGCUUAUGUCCAAUGGCUCUCCACCACCAAAUGUGAACUCGAUGACAGUAGGGAGACACCGGUGUGGCAAUUUUAUCAAAUACCAAACAAUCAGUUAGAUUUUAUUGUACAAGUUGUUCUGAACAUGGUGCAGAGCUUUGUUCGGACUAUACUAGUAGAAGGUGAAAACAUUUUGGGCAGUAACUGAAAUGCAAGUAUCCAAAUAAAGAGAGCAGAAUCCUGUGAUCCUGUCAUGAUCCAACCAUCAGAGCCUAAUCUAGCUUUUGCUCAUUUAAAUUUUACAUGGAGAGGUGUGAACUUUUGAGGCUUUGUAGUGAACUAUUGUCUCCAAUUGAGAAAAUUACAACUCAGAACUGACUAGACAAAAAGGUGAAGGAAAUUAUGGUUGAUGAUCAGAACUCAGAACUGAAGGCACGAAAGGAGAAGGUCAACAAAUGAUGCAUCAGUGGAUUCCAAGGCAAGUACAAUGUCAUUCCAUCUUCCAAACGUCCAAUCUCCUGUCUCUGCCAUUCAUGAAGUGAAGUAUAGGGUACUUCUGAAUUCAAAUACAAAAUUGCAGCAGUUGAGAGUUCAACGCUUCAGUGCCUUUAGGGAAAAAAAAGGACACCGAACUUCAGAAUAAGAAUUCCUGUCAAUGACCAACUACUUCUUCAUGUAGACAGUUCUCUCGCAACAAGACGCGGUAACACACGUCCCAUGACUUAGUAACUCUCCAGUUACCACAUAAGUUUUUCAUAUAAUAGAUGCGUUGUUGAGCUGGCAUAGUGAAAUAAGCAUAACGAGCUGUGAUUGGAGAUGGUCAAAAGGUUACCUUGUUGCAUGGCUACUUUAUGGAGGGACACAAUCUUUAGACCACCCCAUCACUUUCUUUGUGUGAAAGUGUUGCUGAUUGCUAAAAACGACGACUUAAGGGAUUGCCUAAGUGCGCAUGUGAAAUGCUAAUCACCAUCCUGAUUGUACCGUGGUUAUGUGAACUGGCAGAUGGUUCAGUGGCUCUUGUUAUUUAUUUCACUUUUUUUUAUACCACCUAUUGUGUCAAAAUCCAUAUGUCUGAAAUUUUCGUUAUUCUGAAAAUGGCAAGUCGGAGAUGACACUUGGACUGCAACCACUGACGGCUAAGCUGCACAUUAGUCAUGUGUAUUGAUUGAGGAAAGUUUCAUUAGUCAUGUGCGUAGAUCGAGGAAAUUAUAUUCUGCAACGUGCUUAAUUCUACUGGGAGUAGUUUAUGUAUACUGUGACUGAAAUCAUCUCUCCGGGCUUUGUUUCUGAAGGUUCCAACUUGGAAGAUUUUUCAAGUUCAGCGUUCAGACUUUUAAGGUUCAGGGCUAGAUGAGACAUGGUUUGGUAAAGACCUGGGAUCUAAGAAGGGAACGCUGGACAAAUUAAAUAAAUGAUGAGUAAAAAAACUUAAAAAAUGAUCAGAUGCAAGCAUGUCAUGCUCAAAAAGUCAGUCAAUAUACAUGCCAAUCGUUCAAUAUUCUUUUGAAAGUGAUACUGUUUGGUUGGUUGGUAGUUCAGCUGAUACAAAGGUCAGCAUUAUGACCUAUGAAAUUGGCUUAUCUGGAUCAGUGGUGUGUUUAUUCAAUUUUAACAGCGUGCUCGAAAUUAACUGUUUGAUUUUCUUUGCUAGCCAAACUGAUGCAAGUCAGAAUUGUGGUAUAUGAAAUGGCUUCUCUCAACCAGCGACGUGUUCUCCUAUGUUCAGAACGUGCUCAAAUGAAAGGUUUGAUUUUUCUUAUGCACUUCCUUUUGUUACAAGCACUAUAUUUGUUGACAAAGUAUUCAUCAUUCUUUGAGGAAGUGCAUAUCUGAUACUACUUUAUAGCAUGGACACAAUAUAAGAGUACGAUAAUGUUGUUGUGGCUGUUUUGCUCCCUUGUAAGAAGCUUCUUGUCCUGGCUACCAGAGUGUGUUUGUCAACCCCUACAACCUUCGAUGACAUCAGUCAACGUUCCAACCUACCAAAUUCUUGUCCAAGUUAAGUAUUGAGUAGAAUGAGAAUUAUUUGCACUACUUAACUGCCGCCAGUUUACCAUCCACAUUUACAUUCAUUAGCAAUAUCCUGUUUGCGUGUUUGGUAGAUGACACAAACGCUAAAGUAAUAACAGGACUGAGUUCUUCAUGGUCAAGGUCACAAUGGCAACAUUGUAAACCGAAUUAGCAGCUGCUGUUUGAUGGGAUUAUCCUGAAUGUUUAUGGUCAUUAGCAAUAUCCUGUGUGGUUUGGUAGAUGAUACUUUUUUAGACAGUUUGGUAGAUGAUACAUGGAACUCUAGAGUAAUAACAAACCUGAAUUCUUCAUCGUCAAGGUUACAACAAUCAUUCUCAACUGAAUUAAAAGAUCAAUCUAGAGCAGGAAAAGAUCACAUGAUAAUAUGAAAGAUGGGCAUGAACUUUAAUGUAUAUGAUGUCCAGUUUGGUUACUGAGGUCCUCUAUCAGCUGGUAGUGUGUCCGUUUACUUUCAAAUUUCUUGGAUUUUUUUUACUUGCACUUGGCUUAAUAUCUUAGGAAACCAAACAUUUGGAGCCCUAAUACAUCUACAGAUAGGUUGUAAGAUAUCUAAGAUAGAUUCCUAAAGCAUUGUUUCAAAGUGGGAAAUAACUUGCACAUAAUCUGUAAACUGGAAGGGCAUUAGAUAACUGUGUAACUUAGAAACAAAAAAGGGCGAUCAUGAACUUCUUGCUGAUAGUUAGUAACAGCAAGUAGACAUUUCUAUAUAGUAUCAUGUCCAUGUGUCCCCUUCCAUGCAAAUCCUAACACCCAGAAGCUAUCUAAGAUGAUGGAGAUUGGAGCAUAUACUUGAGUACUACAAAACUUGUCAGCAAGGAAAUCAACACGUUGAUUAAUUAAGCAAGAAAUAAAAAAAAAAAGCUCGGUUCAAAUAAACCCGCGAAGGCUUCGCAAUGGCAUAGCAGCCCGUGCAAAGCAAGCGACAGGGACCAAGGAGCAGCAGCCAGGCCAAGUGACAGCAUCGUCGUGGGGCCCAGAAAUCCAGCCUCAGCGUUUUCCGGUGAUGCACGCGUACCCAGUCUUGGAGGAGUGCCUCGUUGUCUUCUUCACCCUCGUCCUUUAUAAAGGGGGAAGGUGCUGGCCAUGGCGUCUCCACCGAGAAGCUGGGCUCUUGCUUGCCUAGUACUUCCUACAUCAAGCUAAGCUACUUCUUCGCUUGCAACUAUUUAUUUGCUAGCUCUUGUAGCUGCCUUUUCUUUGCGAGAGUUUGUUACAACCAACAACCAACUGAUCAAUGGGGAGGCAACCGUGCUGCGACAAGGUGGGGUUGAAGAAGGGGCCGUGGACGGCGGAGGAGGACCAGAAGCUCGUCAGCUUCCUCCUCAACAACGGCCAGUGCUGCUGGCGCGCCGUGCCAAAGCUCGCCGGAUUGCUGCGGUGUGGGAAGAGCUGCCGGCUGCGGUGGACCAACUACCUGCGGCCGGACCUGAAGCGCGGGAUGCUAUCGGAGGAGGAGGAGAAGACGGUGAUCGAACUGCACGCGGAGCUGGGCAACCGGUGGUCCAAUAUCGCGUCGCACCUGCCGGGGAGGACGGACAACGAGAUCAAGAACCACUGGAACACCCACAUCAAGAAGAAGCUCAGGAAGAUGGGCAUCGACCCCGCCACCCACAAGCCCCUCCAGCCCGCUCCUCCUCCUCUUCCUCAGGAUCCAGCCGGCUCGCCGGAGGCAGAGAAGAUCGUCGUCACGGCAGUCACGCCAGGACACGAGGCGUUCUGCACCGACGACGUGCCCAUGGCGCACCUCCUGGACGACAUCGUGUUUCCAGGUGACGUGGCCGCUCCCAGCGACGGCGUCACCACGGCUUACUCGCUUGACCAGUCUUCCUCCGGCUCAUCGUCGUCCUACUCCGCCUCGGCGGCAGCGUCGAGCAGUGGCGGCGGCAGCGUCGACGGUGAGUGGCCUGAUUUGCCGCCGAUGAUGAUGGACUGGCCGGAGUCGAUGUGGCAGCUGGAGGACGUGGUAACGGGGCGAACGCCAUGGGAGUUCGAGGACCCCUUCCUGACGUACCAGACGACCGCGCUGUUCGAUCAUCAGGAAACUUGGACCAACAGCAUGAUCGAGCUCUUCUGAGAAUCGGUCGCGUUCUUUGCAGCUAAAAAUGUUAAUCAACAUGCGUACACGUUGUAUAUGUUCCUGAAAAAAUUACAGUAGCGGCUUUGCACAUUCACCGCUGGUGCAUUUGCCUGUUAGAAAUAGUAAUCAGAGAUACAAUUCGUUUAAACAUAGAAAAGUAAGAAAAGGAAAUGAAGUGGUGGUUGUGUGAGAGUAUGUCACCCUCUUCCUUUCUUUCUUUCUUUCUUUCUUUCUUUCUUUCUCUCUGUACUCCUAUAUAGUCCAUAAUUCUUUUUGAGUGCAUGCGUUGGACAUGCACACACGUACGUCCAACGUCUUGUACAGAAUGUAAGCAUAAAGAAUCUGGAUAAUGACGUUAGAUUUAGUCCCACAUCGGAAAUUGAUGGUGGAGGAGCA